CUUCCUUGCUAUCAUUGUCCAUUGUGCUUUGUUUAAGUCUGAAGGAAAAUCGAGGCACCCGUCAAGACUUUCAAGAAAUGAUUCGCUUGCUGUGAUGCUAAGUCCCUGUUCUUCACUCCAUUUCUGAAUCUCACGAAGAGUUAUUGUACUCUGAGAAUGGCUUCCAACGAAACAGCGGGAUUAUUACCUGGACGAUCGGCUCCAUUGAGUACCAUCACUUCAAGAGAUCAGAGUGGCGUGGUACUGAUAGCGACUGCUCUCGGCUUAGCAUUCGCCUUGGUCUCCAUGCUCAUUCGCGUUUACAUACAAAUUGGGCUUCGUACUGCAGCUGAUGCUGCAGCUGUACUUUCAGCGGUAACGACUAGCUUAUUUAAACCUACCAAACGUAGUGCCAAUGGCUCUCUACAGGUGUUCUACUUAUUCCAGGCUUCAUCAACAUUCGUUGGUUCCUCGAAGGGUUGGGGCAAAACGGCAAAGGACAUUCCCGAUAGCCAACUUUUGCCUCUACAUAAAGCCAUCUAUUCCAGCGAGAUACUUUACAUCAUUACCUUGUGGUUGACAAAAUGCUCCGUUGCGCUCCUUUUUAUCAAAUUAUCGCCAGACAAGCGGCACAGUCUGGCCUCCUACUCAAUUUUAGGGGCAUCGACUGUUUUUAUGGUCAUAUCAGUACUCACAGUGAGCCUCCGUUGCGACCUGGCCCAACCUUGGAUAUUCAUCGGAGCUACUUGUACUCACGUUUUGUCUCGAUGGCGGACAGUUGCAGCCAUGGACAUCAUCACAGAAGUUGCACUAUUCUCCACUUCUAUAUACCUGGUCAAGAACCUGCAAUUGUCACUACACAAGAAGUCCUUGGUUGUAUUGGCAUUCGGGCUUCGACUACCCAUGACAGCAACCACGAUCCUCCGCCUCGACAGUAUUCAAUCGACUAUCGACUCCACAGAUCCAACACUGAAAGGCACAAUGGCCCAAGUCUAUACCCAAAUCGAGCUCUGCUACGCAAUCAUAGCUGCCACUACACCCUGCCUCAGACCAUUCAUGAAAGCUCUCAGCACACAUUACGGAGCACCUGCAUCUAUUAAAUCCACGCCCACAAAUACCCAUGCUUACACACUAAACAGUUUCUCGAAACGGAGCAAGAUCAGUGGGACGAAACCUUCAAGCCAGGACAGGAUGGAAACAAACCCAGACGAUAUGAAUAUGCCGAACUUGAGGUGGGACAAGAGUUCACACCAUGCGAGUGUGGUGAGUGGUGAUCAGAGGAGUAUACAGAGUCAUGAUAGUAAGCAGAUGAUCAUCUCGAAGAAUUCCCAGUGGACGAUUAAUUAUGAGACUGAGUUGGGAAAGUGCAUUUGA
This is a messenger RNA of Cadophora gregata, 1353 nucleotides long. RefSeq lists its product as uncharacterized. The coding region runs from base 157 to 1353 and encodes 398 amino acids. The transcript is spliced from 4 exons. The record is from RefSeq and is a predicted model, not a curated record. NCBI's taxonomy places the organism in Eukaryota, Fungi, Ascomycota, Leotiomycetes, Helotiales, Ploettnerulaceae.